CGAAAUCCGCCCUUCUAUUCUAUCCCUUCUCAGCAGAAUUCCUCUCCUCUCUCCAAAUACUCCUGUCUCCGUCCAUGAAAAUUAUGUAAUAAUUUAAUCUCAAUUGAUAAUCAUUCUUUCAGGAAAGUAGGUUAAUCCGAGAAUUCCGGAAGGCUUUUGGUGUCGGUGUGAUGGCUGCGAGUGCGAAUCCGUCUGGGAACAAUCAAGAAGGUUCGUCUAACCAGAAGGGCCAGGCUCCUCCGCCCGCCGGAGCUGCGGCUAAUGGAAUUCCUGUAAAUUCGACCAAUAACGGGGGCAAUAGCGGUGUAGCGGAUACGCAGUCUGCGUUGAGGCACAACCCUGGCGUCUCCGUCGACUGGAGCCCCGAGGAGCAGUCACUUCUCGAGGAAUUACUCGUCAAAUAUUCCUCUGAUUCAACAAUAGUCCGCUAUGCUAAGAUCGCAAUGGAGUUGCAGGACAAGACAGUACGUGAUGUGGCAUUGCGUUGUCGAUGGAUGACUAAAAAGGAAAAUGGCAAGCGAAGGAAAGAGGACCAUAACUCAGCAAGAAAAAAUAAAGACCGAAGGGAAAAGGGCACUGACUCUUCAGCAAAGUCUGCAUCUCAUUUAACAUCUCGUGCCAAUGGUCCUUCAUUUGUUCCACCAAUUAUCCCCAUGGACAAUGAUGAUGGUAUCUCAUACAAAGCCAUUGGUGGUGUGACAGGAGAGCUUCUUGAGCAAAAUGCCCAAAUGUUCAACCAAAUUUCUGUAAACUUUGGGGCCUUCCAGAUACACGAUAACCUCAACCUUUUAUGCAAAACUCGGGAUAAUAUCCUCUCAAUCUUGAAUGACUUGAAUGACAUGCCAGAGGUAAUGAAGCAGAUGCCUCCACUUCCAGUCAAGGUGAAUGAAGAACUGGCUAACUCCAUCCUCCCCAGAUCAUCCCAUCAAGUGAAAUCAUGAUUCAGUCCUUGCUGCUGUUGAUACUUUGACCGUUGAGUCAUGCUAAGAUCUUGAAUUCAAAUCUUAAAAAAGAUAGUAAUAAAAUUGGUCACUCAAUCAAUUUAUUCUUAUCAAUUGGAAAGGCUUCUGAGUGCCCCCUUUGCAACUUUUUAUGUAGAAUGUGUUCAUUAAUUUCUGAUAUUUGGCAGUUCUUUUUAUUUUAUGAACACAUUUCUGUUCUUCAGUUGGUUGACUUUAGGAAGUUCCUGUUCCUGUUCCUGUAGCAUGUGUAUAUGUGUAGAUUGAAAACCUGAUUGUAUAAAUCGUUGAAUGAAAAGUUAAUGUUAGUCUCAUUUCUUUUCUCCAGACGAAUUGUAUUUAUGAGAAUAGAAUGGUUUGGUUUCU
Messenger RNA from Rubroshorea leprosula, 1325 nucleotides. NCBI's taxonomy places the organism in Eukaryota, Viridiplantae, Streptophyta, Magnoliopsida, Malvales, Dipterocarpaceae. The record is from the annotation of a GenBank genome assembly.